Molecule: messenger RNA, 1977 nt
Organism: Colletotrichum destructivum
Lineage: Eukaryota; Fungi; Ascomycota; Sordariomycetes; Glomerellales; Glomerellaceae
Exons: 3
Coding region: 302-1780 (492 amino acids)
Source: RefSeq, a predicted model, not a curated record
UUCCAAUUCCCCAUCAGUCUAGUUUUGCGGUCACCUUGGAGAUGACUUGGAACGCACCCUCUUCAGCUGUCGCUGUAUCACUCCAGCUAGUCCACUUUUCAUUUUUCCCGCCUUGCCUCACCGGAACACACUAACCAUCGCUUGCACAUAGCAAAGACACGAUGCCUGGGUGGGUUGAGUUUCUUGGUGGAUAACACCAUACAGAAAUCGAUGUUACGGGCAUAAAUAGCCGUCUUGAGCCGCCCUUGAGAUUCCUCGCCGGAGCUGGUCAUCCUGCGUUCAAAAAUAUCCAAUUCCAGCCAUGAGUACUCAGCUCACGCAAAUCUCAUUCGGUGCCCAGCCACGAGACUACGCGCCGGCGGGCCAAAGGUUCAACCCCGGCGACUAUCACCAACAGGAGGCCGAUCUCCGUGAGGCCUUGCUCAGGCUAUGCCCCGAGAACCUGUGGCAUGAUGGCUCAUAUUCCGCCGGCUGUCCCCGACCCAUCCUGGUGGGUGAAUACCAUCAGAAGCAGAUGGAAGACCUGCACGAGGCUUUGACCACUGCCAUCAUCGACAUCGUCCAGCGCUGGUGGACUGACGACGAUGCCCGGUUCUGGGAGCGGAUGCCCCUGGAAGCAGAGGAGGAAGAUCUAUUGAAGUGGAUAGAGAAGCAGGUCUCAGCUGGCAACAUGCCGGCCUUCUCCAAAUGCUUAGGGUCGUGGCGACCCGACUUCUUAGUGGAGAAGGAUGAACACCAGGAGGAGAACUACCGAAUCACAGAGAUCAACGCCCGCUUCUCCUUCAACGGCUUCAUGCACGAGGCUUACGGUCAAGAAGUGCUCAACAAGUCCGUUGAGGGGGAGGCAAGCGUGCUGGUCGGUGCCACAGAUCCAAAUCAGAUUCUGGAGGGCCUGUUCAGCCUGUUCCAACCGAACCGGCCCCUCCAUCUUCUCAAGGGCGCGGAGCACGGCAUCGACAUCCACAUGUUUAUCGACGCGGUCUGGCGUCGUUUCGGCAUCAAGCCCCGCUUGAUCACACCGGCUGAUCUGAGGAUGCUGCCCGACCACGGCGAGAAGGGCGGACGCCGCCUCUGCUGUGUCACCAAAGACCCCAGCUCGCCCCCCAGCCCUUGGUCCUUCACGGCGGACAAUGGCGAGAUCUGGGAGGAGAUCUACCAGAUCGGUCUGGAGCUGCACCAGCGGGAGCUGGCGGCCCUGGAGACCGAGACACUGCGCGAGAUCAGCCUGCGCUGCUUCAACGACAUGCGCACGAUUCUACUGGUCCACGACAAGCGGAUGCUUGGCAUCGUGAAGCAGGAGUUGCCUCGUCUGGUGGCUUCCGGGGCCCUGACGCCGGCGCAGGCGUCUGCCCUGGACAGGGGCGUCGUGGACACGAUCCUCCCGGGCUCGUGCGAGCUGGACGAUCUCAUUUCGGCGUCGGCUGCGUCGCCCCAGCUGAGACACAGCUACAUUCUGAAGCCCAUCCGCAGCGGGAAGGGAGACGGCAUCAUUUUUGGUGACGACCUUGGGCCGAGUGAUUGGGUGUCGGCCUUGCGCAAGCUCGUGUCGCCAAAGGUGGUGCCAGGGAUCACUUGCGUCGUGCAGAGACGCAUUACCCCGCGGGAGUACGACCUCGUCCUGAAGGGUUCAGUCGGCAAGGUCCGGUAUCCGCUCGUCGGCACGUAUCAUGUUGCAAACGGAAAGCUUCUGGGGCUCGGGACGUGGCGUGCGAGCGGGGGACGGAUCGUUGCCGUUUCCUCUGGGGGUUCUUGGAUCUGCUCGGUGAUGAGGCGGGGUUGAGAGAUCUUACUGCAUGAAUUAGUAACACCUCUUUUUUGCCUGGUUUUGUGUUGGUUCAUGCUGAAUAACGACUCGAACGGGCCCCUUGCAUAUGUUGGUGUGACCGGCCCGCCAUCCACAUCCCGCAUAUACGAGACCCAGCCGCUCUUCCCGUGCGGGUAGAAGGAGCGGGAGAGCCUCUGAUCAGAUCAUCGGAU